Messenger RNA from Babesia ovata, 2757 nucleotides. Its product is annotated as HEAT repeat-containing protein. Gene Ontology annotation, cellular component: cytoplasm; nucleus. The transcript has a single exon. Gene Ontology annotation, biological process: protein import into nucleus. The coding region runs from base 1 to 2757 and encodes 918 amino acids. Lineage: Eukaryota; Apicomplexa; Aconoidasida; Piroplasmida; Babesiidae. The record is from RefSeq and is a predicted model, not a curated record. Gene Ontology annotation, molecular function: nuclear import signal receptor activity; small GTPase binding.
AUGUCGUUCGCGGGCGAUGCUGCCUAUGCGCAGCUCAUCGCAGUGCUGGAGAAAUCUGACCAGCCCGAUACGCAGACACAGAAGGAUGUCGCGGAUUUCAUCACACACUUCGAGUCAUCGCAGCGCUACAGCGCGCUCUACUUCCUAGAGGCGGCGCUGACAGCGCCGUCGCUGCACGUUCGCCAAAUGGCGGCGCUGUGCCUCAAGAGGGCAAUCAACGUGCGUUGGGCAGACAUGGAGCCAGACGUGAAAAGCCACCUGAAGAACGGGCUUGUGCGAGGUAUCCAAAUUGACGACUCCGAUGUAAGGACAGUAUUCGGCUCCGCAUUUGUGGCGCUUUUUGCCGUGGAGGGCUUCGAAAACUGGUCGGAGGCCCCAGCCCUGCUGUUGAAGCUCGCUAGCGAAUCCCCCAACCGCAUUGUUAGAGACACUGCGGCGGGGACGUUGCUGAUGCUGAUUGAAGACAUGACUGCCAACGAAAACAUGCGCGAAAAUGCGUACUAUGAUGCCGCUGGAAAUGAGCGGCUAACUGUAUUUGUCACCAAGGAAUUGCUUCCGCGAGUCUUGGAACUAGGUACAAAGAUGCCAGAGGCUUUAGUCUUCACCUGCAGGCUGCUUUACACAUUGAUGGACCACAGAAACCUGUCCACACCGCUAUUUGAAGAGUAUUUCUCAACGUUCUGGGGGCUAUUGGGAUCUGUGGCACAUAGCCGCGACCCCUCGGUGCGCAAAUGCGUCAUUAAGGGCAUGAUUGAAACAUGGGACCGCCAACCUAUGACAAUACUGGACUCUAGCACAGCUGUUUUUUCCUUCCUCACAGAGUGCAGUGAAGAUGUGAGUGACAACACGGUGCAGAUUGAGGCACUCGGUUUCUGGGCUCACAUUCUCAAAAACAGGGCGGAGGAGCCCGUGCGGACACACCUGCAUAACGCCCUGCGCGCUGUGCUACCGAGACUCAUCCCCGUGCUCAUAGAGCACACUAAAUAUACGUCCUGGGACUACAUGUCAAUGGAUGAGUCACACCUCGAGGAGGAUAAUGCAAGUGUCCCGGACAGAGUGGAGGACGUGCCUCCCCGCCCCGAAGGGGAGAUGGGCGCGGACGAGGAUGAAGAGUCCGCAACCUGGGGUACAAACUGGACUACCAGAAAAGGCGCUGCGCUGGCACUUGACUAUAUCGCACAGGUCUUCGGGCAGGACCAGGAAAUUUUGCAGUUCAUGCUUGACCUCAUCGAAAAGCGCCUCGCGAACGAAACGGACUGGGAAGUACGUGAGUCAGCCGUAUUAGUUCUUGGCGCAAUUGCACGAGGAUCGGCGUAUGCGAUGGCGCCAUUGCUGCCUAAGGUAGUGCAGUAUCUGAUUGACCUGACGCAACACCCGAAACCACUGAUGAGGAGCAUUGCCUGCUGGACGCUCUCCAGGUUCGCCGACUGGCUUUGCCAGCCAGAGGCUGACGACUCGGAACAGCCCUGGCUUCAGCCCGUGAUGAACGCGAUUUUAAGUCGUGUGCUAGAUCGCAACAAACGAGUGCAAGAGGCUGCGUGCUCGGCACUAGCUUCCUUCAUCGAAGGCGGCGGCUGCCAGUUGGUACCCUACAUUCAGCCGAUUGUGCAGACGGUGGUCAAGGCAUUCGACUGCUACCAGGCGCGCAACCUGAUGAUGCUAUACGAUGCUGUUAGUACAUUAGCACAGGUGUUCGGUGAAGCGCUUCCGCAGUCGCCUUGCGGCACGUAUUUGUUGCAGCCGAUCAUUCAGCGGAUGGGUACCACGGAGACGCAUAGUCCGCAGUUCCUGGCUUUGAUGGAUUGUGUGAACUCGUUGGUGCAGUGCUGGGAGUUGAUGUAUGCGCCUCACGCCGAGGUUACUGUCAGACGCGCCAUGACAGCGGUGUUCGAGAUUCUCAAUGACGGGAAAAACUUCGAACUGUCAGACGGAGCGACAGAGGUACCACGUUGGGAUGUCAUCGGUUGCUCCGCCGAGGUUAUAUCCACCGUUGUCGCAGCUCUGCAGGAGCAGGCUGCCACCCUAAUGCAGCAAUCCUUCGUCACACUGGAACCGUCGGUUGCCAAAACUUUUGGAUUAGACCGUCAGCAAGUGGGAAUCGUGGAUAUGAUUACGCUAUGCUGUCAGUGCCAAGCUCCGAGUGUGCUGCAAAGCAUCUUCGCGUUGGUGGGAGACCUCGCGUGGCAUUGCAGCGCGCUGGUGGCCACUGACGCUAUUAUCGCAUAUCUAAGCGUCCACAUGCUGAGCCCGUCACGACUUGUGUGCAACAACGUAUGUUGGGCGCUGGGUGUCCUGACGGAAACGCCGUUGGGCAAGCAGCGCCUAGAGCCACAUUUCCAUGAGACAUUCAUGAAGAUGGCGGAACUGGUUAACCGAGAAAACGAGCAUAUUCUCAUGCAGAAUUUAUGUGUAGCUAUGGGUAAGUUCGCCAAUACGUUCCCGCAGCUCACUGCGCCGUUAAUACCGCACUUCAUUAAGCCGUGGUUGGAUUUUGUCUCGCAAACCAGAAACGACCGCGAAAAGGCGGUCGCUCUAUCGGGCGUCGUGAAUGCGUCAUGCCUCAGCACAGAUGCGUCGGCGGGCGAUGUGCAGCUGGCUCUCGCCAGGGUGACUAUGGACUUCCCGCCAUGCUGCCCUGAGCUUGAAGCGUCACUGCGGGCUUUGGCUCACAGGCUCUCCCAGAAUCCAGAGAAGUGGCAGGUACUGGGCGAAGCCGGGCAGCAACGCCUGCUUGAGCGCGCAUCAGCUGGUCAAUAG